AUGAUCAAUUUGCUUCUCUAUGUUGAUGACAUCAUUAUUACAGUUGUACCUACCACUGAUGGUCUCUUUAUCAGUCAGCUGAAAUAUGCUCUGGACAUUCUCACACGAGCUCAGUUACUUGAUAGCAAACCAGUCCACACUCCCAUGGUUGUUUCCCAGCAUCUGCCUAUUGAUGGUCCUCUGUUUUCGAAUCCCACGCUUUACAGAUCUCUUGUUGGUGCUCUCCCUCAGUUUCUUCAUGCCCCGACUGAAGACCAUUUUCUUGCUGUCAAAUGCAUUCUUCGCUAUGUUAAGGGCAAACUGCAUUUUGGUCUCACUUUUCAUCCAUCUGUUGCUCCUGGUGCUUUAGUUGCUUACUCGGAUGCAGACUGGGCAGGUUGCCCUCAUACUUGUCGUACUUCUACCUCUGGAUAUUCUAUUUAUCUUGGUGACAAUUUGGUUUCUUGGAGUGUCAAGAAAGAACCUAUUGUUUCUCACUCCAAUUGUGAAUCUGAGUAUCGUGCCUUGGCUUUCACUGCUGCUAAACUUCUUUGGCUCAUGCAUCUUCUUCAUGACCUCAAAGUCUCUUAUUCACACCAACCUCUUCUAUUAUGUGACAACAAGAGUGCAAUCUUCUUGAGCUCUAAUCCUGUUUCUCACAAACAGGCCAAGAAUGUUGAGCUUGACUACCACUUUUUUCGUGAAUUUGUUCUUACUGGCAAGCUUUGCACUCAGGGAUCGAAGAAAAAAAGAAAGAAAAUGCGAAGCUGGGAGGAGGCCUCCCUCGAGCUUGCUGUAGUGGGGAGUGGUGGCUUUCCAUCACGCGAUCGAUCGGUUGGUGGGUUAAUUCGUGAUCAGGAAGAGCUAGAGCUAGCUGCUUAA
This is a messenger RNA of Juglans regia (Persian walnut), 861 nucleotides long. RefSeq lists its product as uncharacterized. Lineage: Eukaryota; Viridiplantae; Streptophyta; Magnoliopsida; Fagales; Juglandaceae. The record is from RefSeq and is a predicted model, not a curated record. The transcript is spliced from 4 exons. The coding region runs from base 1 to 861 and encodes 286 amino acids.